Messenger RNA from Mizuhopecten yessoensis (Yesso scallop), 3419 nucleotides. RefSeq lists its product as uncharacterized. The record is from RefSeq and is a predicted model, not a curated record. The transcript is spliced from 12 exons. The coding region runs from base 103 to 1920 and encodes 605 amino acids. Lineage: Eukaryota; Metazoa; Mollusca; Bivalvia; Pectinida; Pectinidae.
UCCAGGUCACAUGAUAAACAAAGCUGGUUGCAGGACCUUGGCAAGGUGCCCUGAAGGUGUUUCGUAUAUGAAUGAAUAUUUUAUGAUGUCACAGACAACUCCAUGAUGGCAUUGAAAACUACGACCCAUCUUUCCAGCACGCUGCCACACGUUUUGAAAGAAUAUGUGCCGGAUUAUGAGCCCAAACACACAGCUCCUGCCAAACUUUUAACACAAUCUGGAUUAGAGUCUCCUACAAAGACUGACCAGUCACAGGGUCAACAGUCGAGUGGAGAUCUGAGCAGGCAGCAGUCCCACCGUACCACCGUCCACACACGGACAGCCAGCCCAUCACCUACUCAGUAUGGCCGUAAAAAGAAGCAAUUGAGUGAUGCUGAGCGCCAUGAACAUUUGUCAGAAAAGUGGGAUUUGGCCAAGAGUGAAGUACGCCAUGACCAGUACGAACAGCUGCAGGAGAAGAUCGCCCUCCAAAAGGAGCUUAUACAGAAACAGGACAUCUAUGCCAAGCAGAGGCGAGACCAAGCUGAACGCCUCCAGCUACAGAAAAAAGAAACUGAAAAAGCCAAGAAGAACGCGCGGGAGGCGGCUCUUGAGCAGAAGUGUAAAGAAUCGCUGGAGGAAGACAGAAAGGCUAGUCGAUCAGAGAAGAAGAAAAAUGUCAAGUCACCUGCUAACAGUGAUCAACCUUCAGGUGGCCAUGACCUUGGUAAGGCCAAAGGUGCAGCAAGGUCGGGAGGGUUCCAGGCUACCCUCCCUCCGAUGUCCAGAACUCCCUCUAACUUCAACCUAAAGGAAGGCAAGAAUAAAUGGCAGAAGCCUAGCCAGGAGGAGUUACAAUGGUACCAGAGCCAGCUGUACGAUAUGUUUGGGGAGGACGCCGACACCUUCUUACACCCUAAAAUGGAACAACAGGUCAAGGUCAAUCCAGCUCUCGGCAAACAAGGAGGAUCGACCCAGAAAAUGGACCAGAUUCUCGAGGAUUUGUCUUUUGAAGGCUUAGGGAGAAUUGGAGCUGCUAAAUUGUGGGAAACACUACGUAAAGAGUCUAUCAUGCGUUUACUACGAGAAGAUGCCAACAUUCCCAAAGAGCUGAAGGAAACUUACAGUGCCUUUGUUCGCCAGAGUCUAGGCAGUCAGCGAAGGAUCGUCCGCAGGAACUUCUACGCUGAAGAUGAUCGAAGGAAAAGGAGGAUGAAAGUUCCUGAGUUGGGGAGACUCCAGGAUGAUUCCAUGCUAACUGGUGUCCGGCACAAUAAACACAAGAUGGACCUGAUGUACCGGGCAUCCGUCAACAACAUGGACCGUACCCGCAUCCUCAACCACAAUAACCCCCUCCCUGACCUCGCGGAAGGGGAAGACAACUGUGUUGGUCGCUAUCUCCCGUCUUGGAUGGAUGAUACUGAUUCUGAGUCUAUCCCAGAAUACACCAAGUGGCUACAGACCACCCGUGGAACUGCAACCCCGCGAAUAGACAGUGCUAAGAAGAAGGACCCCUGGUCACGAGAGGAACUUGAUGAUGAACUGAUUCUUUUGAUGUCACGAAAAAACAAACCAAGCCCCAAGCCAAAGUUUGUCUUUAUGACAGAGAAAGAUUCCAGGGUCAGAGGUCAAUUUGCUGACAAGUUCAAGGAAGAGCGAGAAUAUAAGGAUAUUCCACGACCAUAUGCUGGAGGACAUCCAGAAAUGAAGUCUAAGUCGGUCAUGGGGGUGUUGGAGAAUUCCUUCACAUCAAGUAAAAGAGCAGAAUCUGCACCUUUACCUCAGAAGUUUAUAAAUAAUUACGAGUCCUUUACCACCCCCUGGGAGCCUCUCAGCAUGAACGCCCUAAUGGAGUACAAAGCCCGACUGGACACCGAGGGAGAGGGGGAAUUCAACAUGGGACGUACCAAGGUGUGGAAGACCGAAGUCAAAGUCUCGUGAACGCUUCCUGUCAAGGUGUGGAAGACCGAAGUCAAAGUCUCGUGAACGCUUCCUGUCUGAUUCUUGAAGUUACUUGUAACUGCCAAAACUUGAUUCAGAUGAUGACUUUGAUAUGUGAAUGUCUGCAUUCCAAAGUAAUUUUAAAAAGUUGUAUCAUACAAAUAAAUUGAAGUGUAGUAUAAUUGAGGAGCCAUUUUGGAGCUUGGUUCUGUGUUAUUACUGUAGGAGCAAACUUCUAACUCUUUACCCUGUCUUUUACCAGCAUAUAUAUAUAGGAAUAAAAAACAUCAUUAACAACUACAAGAUUAUAGUGCACAACAAUAUGACGGUUAACUAAACGCACACAUCAUAAAAGAAGCGCGAAUUUUAAAAACCAGAAAAAUGUUCAAUUAAAAACAAUUAUGAUUAAUUUAUGAUAUCUUAGAAAAUGAACAUUGUUAAAAUGUUGGAUUCAAUACCCACAGCCUAGCCAAAUUUCUUAAUUCUUGGUUAAAUCCAACCAAAUAUAUACAAAAUCCAUCUUUAAUACUGUGUGUGGACCAAGGGGCAUAACUCUUAGUCGUACAUAUACAGGGAGUCGCAUGUUAAGAUUGUUUUUAAAUAUUUUUAGAACGCGAUUGUGAUGGAAUGUGUAUAACAAACCAUCCUUAAUAGAAAAAGAAUGAUAUCUAUGAGUCUUGACGAAUAUCCUAAAAUUAUCUCAUUCAGUUGUUUAAGAAACUUUCGAAGAAGCUGAAGCAUUGUCUAUGUGUAAUCAAAAAUGUAUUUUGAAAUUUCAUAUUUUGAUAUCAAUUUUGCACUGUGUUGUGAGUAAAUAAAACUAUAUGAAAAAUAGCUUUCUAAUAUGUCAAAUACAGUGCUAUACCUGUAGAUUCAGAUUUCAGACUUCGAGGUAUUUUUUACUGAUGGUUACAGUGUGUGAUUUUGAAAGUGCUUUAUUUUUCUAAAAGCUGUUUUUAUCUUAUACUGAAUAAUUCAUAUAUGACAUCAGUGACAUACUGAAACCACAAGACAUUUUUCUAACGAUAUUUACGUAUUUGGGUUUUAGUUUUAUUAAAAUAUCACAUAGAAAUAUUUAUUACUUUUUAUACUUUUUAAAAAAUGUAUUGUGUUUAUUUUCCCAACACUCCGUUUGAUCAUAUGCUUUUACUAUUUAGAGAGAACAUAGUAUCUAGAUUUGCACGUUAUCACAAGAAAUUUAUAUCAUAAGAGAAAUUCUCGUGUCAAAUUGUUACUGAUGUGUUUUGUGAUAUUGAUGUCGGUUUAUUGUAUAUAACUUGUUUACUAUUAUUGUGAUUAUCAUAUUUACAUAUUUGUAAUAUAGAUAUAUUUAUAUUUGAACCUGAUUUUGAUUCUAUAGCAGUUCUGUGAUAAUAAUGAAGAUCUGUUGUUGAUAUUGUUUUUCAUCUCAAAGGGGUUUUAUUCAAUUAAAAUAAACACAUAUGCUAACAUUUUGUUAAAUUCCAAAAUCAACUGAGCAAAGACUAAAAAAAAAAAAA